Molecule: messenger RNA, 723 nt
Organism: Lolium perenne
Lineage: Eukaryota; Viridiplantae; Streptophyta; Magnoliopsida; Poales; Poaceae
Product: putative ripening-related protein 5
Source: RefSeq, a predicted model, not a curated record
AGCCAACCACAUUAUCAGCAACUAAGCAGAAGAGAGGGAGAAAAUAGAACCUAGGAUACCUAAGAUGGCCACCAUCAGAGCUCUAGCCACCAUGGGGGUCUUCCUCCUAGUGGCGCUCUCCACGUCCCACAUUGCCUCCUCCUUUCGCCCUGGUAUCGGCGUCUGCCGUGCUAGUGGCUAUCUCCCAGGCAAGGCAGGCCACUGCGAGAAAAGCAAUGAUCCAGACUGUUGUGAGGACGGUAAGAGGUACCCGCAGUACCACUGCUCGCCACCGGUCACCGCGACUACCAAGGCCGUCCUGACGCUCAACAGCUUCGAGAAAGGUAAGGAUGGUGGUGGUCCAUCGGAGUGUCAUAACUCCUAUCAUAGUGACAAAGAACUGGUCGUUGCGCUAUCCACCGGUUGGUUCGAGAACAUGGCACGGUGCGGCCACCGCAUCAAAAUUACCGCCAACGGCAAGUCUGUUUAUGCUAAGGUGGUGGACGAGUGUGACUCCGUGUACGGGUGUGACGACGAGCACAACUAUGAGCCACCAUGUGCCAACAACAUCGUCGACGCCUCGCCAGCGGUGUGGAACGCCCUCGGGCUCGACCAGAAUGUCGGUAUGGAGGAUAUCACCUGGUCACAAGCGUAAAUAAGAGAAAUGCAUGUCAGGCAUACACGAAUAGUGUGGAGAUAUAUAGCGUGUUCAUAUUUUGCACUUUACUAUUGAAUUGUCUUUGU